Molecule: messenger RNA, 1068 nt
Organism: Necator americanus (New World hookworm)
Lineage: Eukaryota; Metazoa; Nematoda; Chromadorea; Rhabditida; Ancylostomatidae
Exons: 10
Coding region: 1-1068 (355 amino acids)
Cellular component (GO): plasma membrane; gap junction
Molecular function (GO): gap junction channel activity
Source: RefSeq, a predicted model, not a curated record
AUGUCAUUUUUGGAUCGAGCUCGAAGUGUAGUGGGGAACCUCGACGCCACUUAUGACGUCGAUUCCUCGGAUCGAGUAAAGUACGUCUACACAUCGUGGAUGCUUUGCGGCGCAGCAUUUCUGAUAUUUGCUAAAGAGUACGUUGGUCAAGCGAUCCAAUGUUGGGCUCCGAUGCAGUGGUCGGGAGGAUGGGAGCAGUAUGCGGAGCACUUCUGCCUUAUAGAGAACACAUAUUUUGUUAAUAUGAACGAUUCGAAUUUACCGGCAGCAGAACUACGAGAGGCUCGAGAAAUUCGUUACUAUCAGUGGGUCCCAUUCGUCUUGGUGUUGAUGGCGCUUUUUCUUUAUCUACCCCGAUUCGUCUGGAAACAGCUCCAGCACUUCACAAAGAUCGAUCUUCCGUCCGUUACCGUGGCGCUUAGGAAUGAAGCUAAGAAGAAUUACGAUCCGCUAAACAUGAGUAGUCUCAUGAAACCAGCUCGAAAAGGAUCUUGGGGAUACAAACUCACACUUGCUCUCGUUCUCUCUAAACUUCUUUCUGUUGCGAUUGUUGUCGGAGAAAUAAUAUUUAUCGGGUGGUUUAUGGGAGCUGGCCACCUUCAUGGCCUGCGCGUCGUUGUAGACGCACUGAACGGUCGACAGUGGGAGGAUAGCGGGAACUUCCCGAGAGUGACAUUUUGUGAUCUCGAAGUGAGAGAACUUGGCGGGGCCGUUCACAAGUGGUCCCUACAAUGUGUUCUAAUGAUCAACAUGUUCAACGAGAAAAUCUUCGUUUUUCUUUGGUGGUGGUUCUGUUUGCUGCUCUUCAUCUCCAUCCUCAAUCUCUUCCGAUGGAUAGUUCGACUCUCGUUCGAUUCGCAGCGUGCUUUUGUGACCGCAGUACUGGAAUCAGCCAUAAAUGACGAUGUGGAUUCGCGAAAUGUUAGCGAUUUCUGCAGGUCAGGUCUCAAAACUGACGGUGCCACUAUAGUUCAUCUCAUCGAGGAAAAUGCUACGAUCUAUCAAGCUGCCGAGUUUCUAACUCCACUGUGGGAGGAAUUUAUGAGCUCAAAGGCAAAGAUUGAGUAG